Messenger RNA from Colletotrichum acutatum, 1766 nucleotides. RefSeq names its product cytochrome P450. NCBI's taxonomy places the organism in Eukaryota, Fungi, Ascomycota, Sordariomycetes, Glomerellales, Glomerellaceae. The record is from RefSeq and is a predicted model, not a curated record. Bases 1 to 1620 code for a protein of 539 amino acids. Gene Ontology annotation, molecular function: heme binding; iron ion binding; oxidoreductase activity, acting on paired donors, with incorporation or reduction of molecular oxygen. The transcript has a single exon.
AUGGCCUGGCAAGCCUUAGGGGCAGGCUGUUUAGUGUCUACCCUCUACUUUUUUUACUCCUUGUACAGCGCUCGUAGCUUCUUCAGAUCGCUUCAGCGUCGAGGCCUACCAAUGCCCCCUCACGACCCAAUCUGGGGCCAUCUCAAACUUAUCGGAAUUAUUCUGAAAGAUUUACCACCUGACAUCAUGCCAUCGGCAGCACUAGCCCAUGAAAUCCGCCUGCGUUACCCACAUCUCGACCAGGCGUUCUACUUGGACCAGUGGCCCUUUUUCAAGCCCAUGUUGGUCGUUCUGUCACCAGAUGGAGCUCGACAGGUGACCCAAGGCCAAUCUCUCCCGAAAGAACCAGGUCAGCGUGAGUUCCUGAAACCGCUGACAGGUGGCUACGACCUGGACACCAUGGAAGGCGAGGAAUGGAAAUUCUGGCAUAAUAUCUUCAGCCCCGGCUUUCGAGUCGCGAACAUCACGGCGUUGGUGCCGAGCUUGGUCGAAAUAGCUGGGAAUUUCUGUGAUCGCCUGCGCCAAUGUGCAGAGAAGAAUGAAGUAGCUUCUUUGAGCCCGAUGGCCCUCGAUCUUACCAUGGACUUUUCGAGCAAGGCUAUCAUGGGCCACGACAUGCAUUGUCAAACAGGCUACAACGACUUUGCCGCCGCGAUGGCUUCGCAGCUCAGCUGGCUGCAUUAUCGCGGCACUUCGCCGCUAAGAGACAUUAACUUCAUCAGGCCCUUGGUACAAUGCUACAAUACUUGGCGGAUGAACUCGUACAUCAACAAAGUAUUACAGGAGAACUCAGAAGCUGCCAAAACCAGACAAGCAAAUUCCAUCUCAAUACUGGAUACCGCCAAUUCACCACAAGACCAAGGCCACCUGCGGAUACUUCCCGAUGUUAUUCGGUCACAAAUCAAGUUCAUGAUGCUUGCAGGGUAUGACACAACCGGUUCAUCGAUCGUGUUCAUGACCAACCUAUUGUCACAGCACCCAGAAGUACUGGCACGCGUUCGAGCUGAGCACGAUGACGUCUUCGGCCCUGACUUGGGGGCAACAGCAGGCCUGAUAGCCUCUCAGCCGAAGCUGCUCAACCAGCUCCCGUACACAACUGCCGUCAUCAAAGAGUCUUUGCGUAUCUACCCUCCCGGAGCAACUCAAAGACUGGGUAAUCGAGAUUUCAAUGUAUUCAUUGAGGCCUCCUCUGAUGCUGCAAAGACUCAUCCGGGCGAGAAAUCUGUAGCAGCUUUGGAGCCCCUGCCGACAGAAAAGUGCAACGUCUAUGUCAGCCACUACGCAAUCCAUCAUAACCCACGGUACUGGUUUCGCCCAAGCGAGUUCCUCCCAGACCGUUGGUUGGUGAAGGGUAAAGAUGACCCUCUGCAACCUCCUGCCAAUGGUUGGCGUCCCUUCGAGAGAGGACCCAGGAGUUGCAUAGGGCAAGAGAUGGCUUUGGCUGAGAUCAAGAUGUUGUGUGCUCUGACUACGAGAGAAUUCGAUUUCAAACCUGCAUAUGAAGAGACCGGGCGGGCAGAGAAGUAUCAUGGGGAUCCUGUGUAUCUGGUGAGCCGCGGGGGGGCAGCCAAUCCGAGUGGCUUCUUUCCUUGUCGAGUGAGCUUUGCCAAGAAAACAUAACGUAAGGUCUUGCAACACGAAAUGGCUCAAUUCUAUGGGCUCUUUGAUUGAUCUACACUUCAAUUUGGAGGGGACGGGGGGCGUCGUAGAAGUUGUCAGAUUUACCUAGGGCUCUGUUCCCACUAUGUACAGUAAUUACGACAGGG